Bursaphelenchus okinawaensis is the source of this 2441-nucleotide messenger RNA. NCBI's taxonomy places the organism in Eukaryota, Metazoa, Nematoda, Chromadorea, Rhabditida, Aphelenchoididae. The record is from the annotation of a GenBank genome assembly.
AUGGUACUGAUCAGAAGCAACGAUUGGAACCUUCUUAUCCGUGGUGACGAUGUUCUGAAGAAUAAGGUUUGUCCAUUGGAGUUUAUGGUUAAAGUGAGUUGGGUUUUUGAUAAAUGUUAGAGCUAUUUUAAAGUUAAUAUUUUGUAAAAAAAACAAAGAAAACGUAAAAUGUUGGAGUUGCAGCGGGUGUCAUAAAAUUAUUAUGAAUAUUAGUAUUAUUAGCUAGUUACAGUAUAUAAAAUAUUUAUUUAUCCAAAAAUAUAAAAUACGACCGAUCCGCGGUCUAGUUGGUUAGAGACUUCUCAUCUUUUGGCCAAAUCGGCCUAACUAUAAACAGUUUUUGCAAGAUAAAAAAGACCUUCUUUGUUCUGGACCGGUUCUAUAUUUUUGUAAACAUGUUUUUGUAUUUCUUAACUCGCAACUUCGCGACAGCGGGUAUUAUCCAUUAUUCUUUGAUCUCAUGGAUAAUAUAGGAAUAUUAAAUUUUAAAGGGCGCAGGAUCAGGCUUUUGUGUAUUUUGUAUUUCUUUUGUCGUAUUUUAUGUUUUUUGUUUAUUUUUUGGGUUUUAAGGGUAAAUGUAAAUUACAUAUUUCGUGAUUUCCGCUUUAUGUUGAGGUAAGUCUUUUUACCGUGCUUGCUUUAGUUUUUUCGAUAUUUUUCUUGUUUAGGAUCGGGUUUUAGAGGAGAAUUCAGACAAGUCAUAAAUUUAAAAAUUAUGCAAGUUUGCCAUUUUAAAAAAAAAUAACGAAAGACGUUGCCAAAAAUUUGGAAAGAAAAUUCAUUUUCAAGCGCAAAAACUUUCAUAAUUCGAAGUUUCGUUCAUCCGCCGACCGGUCGAUCCGAACAAUGCGGCUCUUCUUCAGUGUCCUACUGAUUACAUUGUGGUACGAUUAUGCGAGGGCACAAGACCCGCCGAUGGUGAGCGCAGAGGAAGUGCGCGAUCAGCUAUGUUCGUGGUGCUCGUCGAUUGACAGUAAUGAUUUUCAUGAAAUGUACAUAGUGACCGCGGACAACGGGGAUCGAAACGGCUACUAUUUGAGGCUAGGUAUGUGGUUUUUAAAAAUUUUUGAGUUGAAACGUUUAAAAAUUUGGAGUUUGCAUUUUUUUCACAAACCAGAAUCGCUCUACCGUCGUUACCCACCACAGGCUAUUUCUAUUUGAAACUGCAAGUUUUACGUCAAAUUUUUUAAAUUUAGUGCUUGACGACAAAGGAUGGCCAGAAUUAUCCACCGCAAUGCUUCGUGGCUAUGAUGAGCCAAUGCUUUUGUAUCCGAUUGCAACCACGAACUCUGAGGGAGGGGUUUGGACACAAUCUGUGUUCUGGAGAAAUUUCAGCCAGUUGACAGUUAAUAAGUUCACCGGCGAGAAGGAUCCAGCAAUGUGUUUAGGCAAAUAUGACUUGCCAGCGGUGACCGGUAAAGAGUUUCUCGUUUAUGACUACUACGUGUAUAGCGAGACACAAGCGCUGAAGCUUUCUGACAUUUGCGAUGGAAAAGAGAUUAAGCCAGUUAAUGUUGAGGAUAUCGUAAGUGGUGCAUCAGACGCCCAGAAGAAGGACUUUAUGUUCCACAUCAAAAACGUUUGUUUUGUAAGUUUAAAAAUUAUUGUACGUUACUUUACUAGUGUUUACUAUGCUUUACUGUGCCUUACUGGGUCUUGCGGUAGCCAAGAGAGAUCUUGCUGACUUCAUUAUACUUUACCGUAUACUGCUAUGUUCUCCAGGAUCUACUUUUAGACUACUUUGUCAUACUGUAAAUCACUAUAGGUAGAAGGUGGAGGGGCGGGGUAAACGGGCUUUUCGUGGCCCGGCCUGGGGUCUAACCUUUAGGAUCAGCUCGUUUUCGUUUUUUUAGGCUGACCCGGAACAAAGGGACCAAUCGUAGGGCUGGGCUGGGACGGGCCUACACGGCUUACUUCUUACAUUUAUUGUAUUUUAGAAAAGAGGUUUUGCAUGUGCCAGUGACAUUGAUAAUCCUUACCAACUCCACCCUCUGUUCGGUCGCAAGAAUCCCAUAUACUACCGCGUUGGGGUGUUUGUGUACGCCAGAUGUUUGGAGCGUCGCUGUGGUUACUACGUCUACGACGAGAAGUAUCAGUAAGUUUAGUUUUUUGUAAAGGAGAAUGUACUUCAAUUUACCAUACGCUACUUUACUCCUACUACUAUCACUACUUCUACUUUUUAGCUGAUUUAAGCUUCGUGUCGUUUUUAUACUUGUAAUUACGUGUAACUUGACGACAAGUCUUUUUGACCCGCUUAAAAUAGGGUUUUUUUAAAAUUUUUUUAUUUUUGUAAAUAACGUCAUUUCAAGUUAAAACCUUUUUUCAGUGUCGACCAAUAUGUACCGGACACCAUCAAUUUCUGCGUGUCUCACAAUCCACAAGAACGGUGGAUUCGUGCCUUGGUUCCUAGGGUGCACCACUUGGAUCGCUACUUCUGGUGA